Aspergillus vadensis CBS 113365 is the source of this 7788-nucleotide messenger RNA. Its product is annotated as type I polyketide synthase. Lineage: Eukaryota; Fungi; Ascomycota; Eurotiomycetes; Eurotiales; Aspergillaceae. The coding region runs from base 1 to 7788 and encodes 2595 amino acids. The transcript is spliced from 14 exons. Gene Ontology annotation, molecular function: oxidoreductase activity; fatty acid synthase activity; phosphopantetheine binding. Gene Ontology annotation, biological process: fatty acid biosynthetic process; secondary metabolite biosynthetic process. The record is from RefSeq and is a predicted model, not a curated record.
AUGGCGACCUUUUCCGGAACCAGGGCCCACAAUGCCACUGGAGGGAACCUCCUCGCUCCUUUAGCUGUUGUUGGGAUGUCGCUAAAAUUCCCAGAAAAUGCGACAUCCCCGGAAGCAUUCUGGGAAAUGCUGGUUGAAGGCCGAUGUGUCUCUACGGAGUUUCCCAGCACUAGAAUGAAUAUCGACGCCCAUCACGACGCUGAACGAAGCCGACUUCACAGCGUCACAUGCCGAGGAGCACACUUCAUGAAGGAGGACCUUGGUCUUUUCGACGCCCCCUUUUUUGGAAUCACCGAUUCUGAUGCGAAGGCUAUGGAUCCUCAACAGCGCCUUGCGUUAGAGACAGUUUACCGUGCGCUGGAGAAUGCCGGGCUUCCGAUUGAGCAAGUUGCAGGCUCGAAGACCAGCGUCUUUGCAGGCUCCUUCUGCAGCGAUUACCAUAUGCUGCAGAUUAAGGACCCACUCAAUGUGCCUAAGAAUGCUACUGCAGGAACUGGUCGGAAUAUGAUUGCGAAUCGCAUCAGUUGGUUUUACGACUUCUUAGGUCCUAGCGCGACUGUUGAUACCGCCUGCUCAAGCAGUCUGAUGGCGGUGGAUCUCACCUGUCAAUCUAUAUGGGGCGGAGAUGCUGCAAUGGGCGUGGCCAUUGGCUGUAAUAUAAUCCUGGCUCCAGAGAUGACCAUUGGUCUGGACAACCUUGGUCUGUUAUCGAGAGAUAGCCACUCUUAUAGCUUCGAUAAGAGAGCCAAUGGAUAUGCCAGAGGAGAAGGUAUCGGUGCUGUGGUCAUCAAGCGGCUUGAUGACGCUAUAGCCAAUGGUGAUACAAUAAGGGCUGUCAUUCGAUCGUCCAGCUCGAACCAGGAUGGAAAGACGCCUGGAAUCUUGCAGCCGAGCAAGGACGCGCAGGCUCGUUUGAUCCGGGAUACCUAUCAGAAGGCUGGUCUGGACAUGGGGGUCACUAGAUAUUUUGAAGCACAUGGAACAGGAACACCCAUCGGAGACCCCAUUGAGGCUCGAGCUAUUGGCAUGGCAUUUCGCUCGUAUCGAUCAGAGGAAACGCCCCUAUAUGUUGGUUCUGUCAAAUCCAAUAUCGGUCAUUUGGAAGGGGCAAGCGGAGUAGCUGGCUUUAUCAAGGCGGUUCUUGUGUUAGAGAAGGGAGUUAUUCCACCAAAUAGCAGCAAUCUGCAGAACACAAACCCUCAGAUUGAUGAAGAUUAUUUGAGGUUAAAUAUAGUAAAAAGCGCCAUUGUCUGGCCUACUACUGGACUACGACGCGCAUCCGUGAGUUCAUUCGGAUUUGGUGGGGCCAAUAGCCAUAUUGUGCUUGACGAUGCUUACAAUUCCCUUCGACUGAGUGGCUUCGAGCAUGUUGGACACCAUACUGUGAUAGUGCCAUCACUGAGACAGAUCAAUGGCGUGCCACAGCUAAAUGAUCACCACAGUGCCCAUGGUGUAGACAAGUUCAACGACCCCACAAUUGCCUGCAAAACAGUUCCGAGGCUGCUAGUCUGGUCAGCCGCAGACCAAGCAGGCAUAAAACGUCUUGCAGAAAGCUGGAACACGUAUCUAUCCGAUUUGUCGGUUGAAGAGACAGAAGAAUACUUGAGAGAUUUAGCGCAUACCUUAUGUGGCAGGCGAAGUCACUGGGCCUGGAGGUCGUUCGUCGUCGCUAAACCAGGGGUACUUCUACAAGAUCUGACCAACCAGUUUUCCCCGGCUAUCCAAAGCGUCCAUUCGCCACACCUUGCAUUCGUCUUCACUGGCCAAGGCGCCCAAUGGCACGCAAUGGGCCGUGAGCUUAUAGGUCAUUAUGAAGUUUUCACAAGAAGCAUUACCGAAUUAGGCGCGUAUCUCAAAGAGCUUGGAUGUACUUGGGACAUUCUGGAGGAACUACAGAAACCAGGGCUGGAUUCGAAUGUGAAUGACCCAUCUUAUGGUCAGCCACUAUGCACGGCCUUGCAAAUCGCACUGGUAGAUCUUCUUGAAAGCUGGGGUAUUUCACCUGCUGCAGUGGUUGGCCAUUCCUCUGGUGAAAUUGCCGCGGCAUACUCUUGCGGGGCGUUAACGAAAUGGUCUGCACUAAAGAUUGCAUACUUCAGAGGUUCUCUGGCAGGAGCCGUAGGAAGAUCUAGCAGCAUGAAAGGAGCUAUGCUUGCUGUAGGUCUGUCUAGGGAAAAUGCCCAGAAAUACCUUGACAAACUUGAGCCCCAGUUCGAGAGGCUGGAAGUUGUUGUCGCUUGCGUGAAUAGUCCUCAGAGUGUCACAAUAUCCGGGAAACUGGAGCAGAUCAACGCACUGCAUGACCUACUAAAUGGGGACAGCGUGUUUUCCCGAAAGCUGGCAGUUAAUGUUGCUUACCACUCUUUCCAGAUGCGUGAGAUAGCUGACCGAUAUUCCACCGCUCUCGGGGAUUUGGAGGCACCAUGCAAAAGAAAGAAAAGGGGACCAUUGAUGGUGUCCUCCGUCACUGGUACAUUGAUUUCCAGUGAGCGGCUAGUGGAGCCGGAGUAUUGGGUCAACAACAUGGUCUCGCCAGUGUUGUUCAACGAUGCAGUAAGCUAUCUAUGCUCCCAAUCUGGCAAGAAGUACAAGAAAAUCGAUGGAAGUCACCGCCAUGCUGUCAAGAUUGAUCAUCUCCUAGAAAUUGGCCCACAUUGUGCACUGCAGGGGCCGUGUCGAGAUAUUGUUAGUGUAUUGAGAAAGAGCGACAAAGUAUCAUACGUUCCCUUCUUGGUACGCAACCGUUCCGCUGUGGAAUGCGUCAUGGAAGCUGCAGGUCGCCUCCACUGCAGUGGAUAUCCAAUUAGAUUGACAUCGGUCAACGGAGAUGGCGAUGCGAAGGCUGGACGAAGACCGCGUGUGCUAGUUGAUCUGCCUGAAUAUCCUUUUAAUCACUCUACAUCUUACUGGCAUGAAAGCCGAUUGAGCGAGGGAUACAGAUUCCGUCGAUAUGGCUACCUAGAGCUUCUCGGUGCCCCGGAGCCUAAUGGAAAUACAAUGGAGGCCACCUGGAGGAACAUAAUCCGCGUCUCGGAUAUCCCCUGGGUGCAAGAUCAUAAGAUCAACAACACUAUUCUAUAUCCAGGUGCCGGUAUGCUCGUCAUGGCAAUCGAAGCCAUCAAGCAAUUGGCUGAUCCGGACCGACUCCUUACUGGAUUCAAUAUACUGGAUGCUGUAUUCUCUACUGCUCUUCAGAUUCCUACGCACGCGGAAGGAAUAGAAGUCAAUGUUCAUCUGAAACGCACGAAGGAGGGGAGGUCUGACGCCACCGGAUGGUUUGAAUGGCGCAUAUAUGCAUACGACAGUGGCAACUGGGUGGAAAACAGCACAGGGUCCAUCCAAGCUCUAUAUGAGAGCCGCAACACAGGCUUUGAUGCUAACGUUAGAGAAGAAAGGGAAUGGGAAAUUCACCUUCUUGAGACCUACAACAGUGCGGUACGCUCAUGUACUUCGACUGUUGAUGCAAAGUCUUUCUAUAAGCAUCUCAACAGCUGUGGAUAUCAGUACGGACCUGCAUUUGCCGCGAUUCAAAAUCUCAGUUACAGUGAGCCGGACUGCAAAGCGCUCGUCACAGACAUCCGGACAUUCCACCCCACCGGCGUUUACCCGAGUCAUACUAUACAUCCUACAACACUGGACGCCAUCAUUCAGAUGGCAGCUGGGCUGGUAUCAACCACGGGCCAGAGUGCGACCAAUGUGGCUGUACCUGUGCGGAUUGACCGGCUCUGGUUGACCAACUCAGGUGGUCUCAGUCAUCCGUUCGCAGAUGCUGUCAGGGCUUGUGCUACCGUCAGUCAAUCUGUGGUAGGAUAUAAAAGUUACUCAAUGACAGCAGUAGACGGGGAAGUCUCUAAAGCACUACUGAAUCUUGAAGGCUUAAAGCUGACGGCUGUUGCCGGCGGAGGGACGACCCCUGUCUCGGACCAAUUCAAGACGGACAACCUAUGCCACUACAUAGCACAUAAACCUGACAUUGACCUCUUGACAAGUGAAGAGGCCCAGAGCCUUUAUGGGGUCCACGAAUCACAAGUCAUAGAGCCACUGGAGUACUACACUGAGCUUGACUUUCUUGCAGCAACUUGUGUGAGCAGGUAUGCAGCUUCGUUCCGCGAAGAGGAAAGAGACAACAUGCCACCUCACUUGAACAAAUACAUCGACUGGGCCCUCGAAGUCAAAAGAACACUCGAUCAGGGUUUAUCCGAAUUCAGCUCCAAGAGAUGGUUAGAUCGCAUGCAUGACGAUGACUAUAUCAGCAAGCUACAUAAACGAGUUGAGAAUGGCAGUAAAAGGGGUCAGUUAACGAGUACCUUAUGCCGAAAUCUGGCUGAUUUCGUGAACGAUCCGCUUUCCCAUCUGUUCGGCAACAAUCUGCUCGCGGAUGUGUAUCGUGAAAUGCUUUGCGCCGACUCAAUAAAAUCACGUCUGGAUAGGGUCAUCGGCGCACUGGGACACAAAAACCCACGGAUGAAAAUCCUAGAAGUGGGAGCUGGCACAGGAGCCAUGACUGACUUCUGCAUCAAAGCAUUGAGCAUGGACUCUCCAGCGGACCCAAAUCUGCGUCGUUACGGUCAGUGGGACUUUACUGAUAUUUCGAGCUCCUUUUUCCCGGGGGCACAGGAAAUGUUUGCGGCAGAAGGCCAGCGUAUGCGAUUCAAGGUUCUUGAUAUUGAAAAUGAUCCUGAAAUGCAGGGUUUUGAGUGUGGCACUUAUGAUAUGGUCGUAGCAUUCAUGGUAAUACAUGCCACGAAGGACUUGCUUGUUAGCUUGAGUAAUGUGCGGAAACUAUUGAAGAAGGGUGGGAGGCUUCUACUGUUCGAAAUCACUCACCUUCACCCGCUCAGGAUCAAUCUUAUCUUUGGUUUGCUUGAUGGAUGGUGGAGAAGUACGGAAACAUACCGCCAGACGGGCCCCUGCAUCAGUUCCGAGAAGUGGGGAGAGCUCCUAAAGGAGACGGGCUUCUCAGGGUGCGAUGUCGUAAUCGAUGAUUACGAGGCCGAUAUUUGCCGUGAAGGAAGCAUGAUUGUGUCAACAGCCGUAGCUCCAGCCCCUACCGAUAUCACGGCAGUGAGCAUCAUCAUCAAUCCGGAAGACCAGAUACAGGCUGAUCUGGCUGCAGCGAUAUCUGAUCGGCUCCAGCAGCUUGGUAUUUCAAGGAUCACCGUGACAUCCAUGGCUGUCAUCGCACAGCGAAAGCUAUCAGCGAACUUGUUAGACAUCAGCCUUCUGGAAGCGACAACCCCUUUCAUAUGCGACAUGGAUAGCUCGGAGUAUGAAAGCUUGCAGGCGCUGGUAGCUUCCACCAAGAGCCUCAUCUGGGUUGAUGAGGGCGGAGGGCGGCAGCCUUAUCCCAAAUACCGACUAGUCGACGGGCUGUUUAGGGCUCUUAGUGGGGAGAUGUACCGGGCUCGACUGGCGAACCUGAGUCUGGAGCGUCACUCCUCAAGGGACCACAAAGCAGCGCAGAUUUGCAAGCUAGUCUUCUCUGUCAUUGGCGAUGUUGAAAGGGGUGCAGACACGGAAUACACGGAAAUAGAUGGAGUGCUUCACGUCAGUCGCCUUGUAGAUGCUAGGUCACUGUCUCAAGAGGUAGUCAGAAAGGCUCUUCCACAGCACGAGGAGCUGCUACCGUAUGGUUCAGGACCAUCGUUGAGACUCAAAAUAGGAUCACCUGGUCUCCUGAACACGCUGCAUUUCAUCGAGGACAGGUCCCUGGAAAACCCACUUGGUCCAAAAGACAUACGAAUCAAGGUCAAAGCCGCUGGUUUGAAUUUCCGCGACGUGCUUGUUGCACUGGGAAGGUUGGAGAGUGAUACCCUCGGGGCAGAAUUUGCUGGUGAAGUUGUCCAGGUUGGAGAUCAAUGCCAGAAGUUCCGGCCCGGCGAUAGAGUUGUUGCUUUCCACGCCUGCCGCUAUGCUAAUUAUGUUACUUUACGAGAGGACAUGCCCAUCGUCGGGAUCAGGGACGAGAAGAUGCCGUUCACGACGGCUGCUGCUAUCCCUGUAGCUUAUGCAACGGCGUGGAUAAGUCUUACCAAGAUAGCAGCGCUUCAAGCAGGAGAAUCCAUACUGAUUCACUCUGGGGCAGGCGGUACAGGACAGGCUGCUAUACUGGUUGCCCAAUACCUAGGAGCGACGGUCUUCACAACAGUUUCAACUGAAGAGAAGCGGCAGCUUCUGAUGGACCGGUAUAACAUCCCAACGGAGCAUAUUUUCUCUAGCCGGAACACACUAUUCGCGAAGGGUAUCCGUCGGUUGACUGCCGACAGAGGUGUGGAUGUUGUUUUGAAUUCGCUGUCAGGUGAUGGGCUUAUUGCCUCGUGGGAAUGCGUUGCACCGUACGGUCGGUUUGUGGAGAUUGGCAAGAACGAUAUCCUGUCGAACUCCAAACUGCCAAUGCUCCAAUUUGAGCGAAACGUGAGCUUCACGGCUACUGACCUUGCUGGGAUGUCGAUCGACAGGCCGCAUAUAAUCAGAGCGGCUUUGGAGACAGUGUUCUCCCUGCUUGAAGAAGGCAAACUAGGCCUUGUUCAUCCUCUGCAGGUCCGAGGUAUUGCAGAUAUUGAACAGGCUUUCAGGCAGAUGCAGACUGGAAAGAACUCGGGCAAGACUGUGUUGGAGAUGAGGGACACGGACGAAGUGAUGACUGUUCUUGACACGAAGCCUACAUACACAUUCAAGCCAGAUGCCACAUACGUUGUUGCGGGUGGCCUGGGCGGCCUUGGUCGAAGCAUUUCUCGUUGGCUUGUUGAGCGGGGAGCACGCAAUUUGAUACUGCUCUCGCGCUCUGGCCCGGCAAGCCUGCAUGCCAGGAGCUUGGUUGAAGAGCUACACGCGCGAGGCGUACGAGUCAUUACUCCUGCAUGUGAUAUCACGAACAGAGAACUACUUAAGACAGUCCUCGAGGUCUGCAGCCAGCUGAUGCCUCCCAUUAAGGGCUGUGUGCAGGCAUCAAUGGUCAUUCGCGCCCAUAACUUCGAAAGCUUACUCUACCAAUCCUGGAAAGAAACCACAACCCCCAAGGUCCAGGGAUCAUGGAACCUCCACGAGCUCCUUCCACGAGGCAUGGACUUUUUCGUUCUCAUGUCCUCCGUCUCGGGCAUCAUGGGAGUAGUUAGUGACUCUGGCUACGCCGCAGGCAACACGUUCGAGGAUGGACUAGCGAGAUACCGCGUCGGAAUCGGCGAAAAGGCGGUCUCACUCGACCUAGGACUCUUCCUAACAGCAGGAUACCUAAAAGAGAACCCCGAGAGUCGAGAGCUAUUCCUCUCUAAGACGGUCCUUGACGAAAUACAAGAAUCCCAUCUACACGCCCUACUAGACACGUACUGCGACCCCACUCACGGCCCGAUCUCCAUGCAGGAAAGCCAAGUGGUCGUGGGCAUCACCCCCAGCAGACAGAAACUGAAAACGCACAAGGCUGAAUGGCUAGACCGCCCACUCUUCCGACAUUUAUCACUGACCGACGGCAGCACAGAGAGCGGGAACUCCGAAGAUUCCUCCAACCUGGCAGCCCUGUUUGCGGGGGCGUCAUCAACAGAGGAGGCCACGGCGAUCGCCAUGCGCGCAGCACGGGAGAAGCUCUCCAUCAUGAUGGCGACGCCAGUGGACGAGAUCGACACGGACAAGCCCAUUCACCAAUACGGAGUGGACUCGCUGGCGGGGGUGGAGCUGCGGAAUUGGUUUGCGCGCGAGCUGCGGGCGGACCUGGCCAUGUUUGACAUUCUGGGUGGUGCAAGUCUUGCAUCGGUGGUAACGUUGGCGGUGGGGAAGAGCGAAUACCGACGAUGA